Molecule: messenger RNA, 1071 nt
Organism: Vicia villosa (hairy vetch)
Lineage: Eukaryota; Viridiplantae; Streptophyta; Magnoliopsida; Fabales; Fabaceae
Product: protein FAR1-RELATED SEQUENCE 5-like
Exons: 1
Coding region: 1-1071 (356 amino acids)
Biological process (GO): regulation of DNA-templated transcription
Molecular function (GO): zinc ion binding
Source: RefSeq, a predicted model, not a curated record
AUGCUAUAUGCUAAAUAUGCCGUCACCGGUGAUGGGCGAAUGAAGUCUCUUUUUUGGGCUGAUGGGAUCAGUAGAUCUGACUAUUUUUGUUUCGGCGAUGUAGUUGCGUUCGACGCGACUUACAAGAAGAACAAAUACAACUACGCAUUGGUGAUAUUUUCAGGGCGCAACCACCACGCUCAAACAGUUAUUUAUGAAACGACAGAUACAUAUAAGUGGUUGUUGGAGUGUUUUUUAGAGUGCAUGAACAAUAAAUACCCAAAAGAAGUUGUAACAAACGGAGACAGGGUGAUGGGGGAAGCUAUAAAACAGGUGUUUCCGGAUGCGACACAUCGUUUAUGCGCCUGGAAUUUGAAUAAGAAUGCAGGUGAGAAUGUAAAGAACUCUGGAUUUUUGCAAGGUUUUCAAAAAGCCAGGUACUCUAAUUUUACAAAGGAUGAGUUUGAAUAUUUUUGGUCAGAACUAAUUAAAGAAAACGAACUUGAAGGAAAUCCUUGGGUUGUAAAAACGUAUGAUAACAAGUCACUAUGGGCAACUGCAUAUCUACGUGAGAGACUUUUUGGACGUAUGAGAACUACGUCUCAAUGUGAAGCCGUCAAUGCAAUAAUCAAGAGUUAUGUCAGGAAGAGAGGCUGCAUUUUUGAAUUUAUGGACAAUUUUGGGCAGGCUUUGAGAUCUUAUAGAAACAAUGAACUAGUUGCCGAUUUUAAAUCAAAGUUUUCAGAACCUGUAAUGACUUCUCACCUGCAUGAGAUUGAGAGGCAUGCCGUGCAGAUUUAUACCGCGAAGAUUUUCAAAGAAGUCAAAGAUGAAAUAAUGAAGGCUGGAUCAUUGAUUGUUAAGGCAAAAUUAGAGAGCGGCGAUCUUAAGAUUUAUAAACUUACAAAAUAUCGUCGUGACAACUAUGAAGUACAUGUUUAUUAUGAUGGUCGCACACUUCAAUGUGAGUGUAAGUUAUGGGAUUCUCGUGGGAUUCCAUGUUCUCAUAUGUUUUGUGUCAUGAAAGAAGACUACAUUGAUCGUAUUCCCGAAGCUUUGAAUUUUCCACGAUGGACGAAGGAUGCAAAAUAA